Onychomys torridus (southern grasshopper mouse) is the source of this 3611-nucleotide messenger RNA. RefSeq names its product 5-hydroxytryptamine receptor 7 (gene Htr7). Gene Ontology annotation, cellular component: dendrite; plasma membrane. Bases 1004 to 1747 code for a protein of 247 amino acids. The transcript is spliced from 4 exons. NCBI's taxonomy places the organism in Eukaryota, Metazoa, Chordata, Mammalia, Rodentia, Cricetidae. The record is from RefSeq and is a predicted model, not a curated record. Gene Ontology annotation, molecular function: G protein-coupled serotonin receptor activity; neurotransmitter receptor activity. Gene Ontology annotation, biological process: vasoconstriction; chemical synaptic transmission; smooth muscle contraction.
CCGCGGUCGCCGGGCGCUCUCGGCCCCGGCGCUCGCCGCUGCGGGGCUGCGGUGCGGCCAGCCUGGCCCGGCCCGGGUCCACCACCCCGCGCCUCCUGCGCGCCCGUCGGGGACCGCUGGCGCCUCCCGCGGGGAGUCCUCGCCCACGCGUCACCCGCAGCGGCUGGGGGACCCUGGGACGUGCCGGGUCGCGAGGCCGAGCCGGGCGCCCCCCAGUGGCCAGCGCCGGCCCCCAUGGCUGGGCCGCGCAGAGCCGAGCGGGCAAGGUGAAUCCAGCCCCGGGGCCGGCAGCCGGAGCGCUUGGCUGGGGCGCCGGCUCCAUGGGCAGCGGCGCUCGGCAAGAUGAUGGACGUUAACAGCAGCGGCCGCCCCGACCUCUACGGCCACCUCCGCUCGCUCAUCCUGCCGGAGGUGGGGCGCAGGCUGCAGGACCUGAGCCCCGACGGUGGCGCCCACUCGGUGGUGAGCUCCUGGAUGCCGCACUUGCUGAGCGGCGUCCCGGAGGUGACGGCUAGCCCCGCGCCCACCUGGGACGCGCCCCCGGACAAUGUCUCCGGCUGCGGGGAGCAGAUCAACUACGGCAGAGUCGAGAAAGUUGUGAUCGGCUCCAUCCUGACGCUCAUCACGCUGCUGACGAUCGCGGGCAACUGCCUGGUGGUGAUCUCGGUGUGCUUCGUCAAGAAGCUCCGCCAGCCCUCCAACUACCUGAUUGUGUCCCUGGCGCUGGCUGACCUCUCGGUGGCCGUGGCGGUCAUGCCUUUCGUUAGCGUCACCGACCUCAUCGGGGGCAAGUGGAUCUUUGGCCACUUCUUUUGCAAUGUCUUCAUCGCCAUGGACGUUAUGUGCUGCACGGCCUCGAUCAUGACCCUGUGCGUGAUCAGCAUCGACAGGGAGUCUAUUGCUGAGCACAGAAGAAUUGGAUCUCUAAGAAAAUAUUGAACAGUCCUAGUACCUUGGGAUCACAAGACCCCUCACAUACCCUGUGAGGCAGAAUGGGAAGUGUAUGGCCAAAAUGAUCCUGUCGGUCUGGCUUCUCUCUGCCUCCAUCACCUUACCUCCGCUCUUCGGAUGGGCUCAGAAUGUGAACGAUGACAAAGUGUGCUUGAUCAGCCAGGAUUUUGGCUACACGAUCUACUCCACUGCCGUGGCAUUUUAUAUACCCAUGUCGGUCAUGCUGUUCAUGUACUAUCAGAUUUACAAGGCCGCCAGGAAGAGUGCGGCCAAACACAAGUUCCCAGGCUUCCCACGUGUGCAGCCGGAGAGUGUCAUCUCCCUGAAUGGUGUGGUGAAGCUCCAGAAGGAGGUGGAAGAGUGUGCAAACCUUUCGAGACUGCUCAAACAUGAAAGGAAAAACAUCUCCAUCUUUAAGAGGGAACAGAAAGCAGCCACCACCUUGGGGAUCAUCGUGGGAGCUUUCACAGUGUGCUGGCUGCCGUUUUUCCUCUUGUCCACAGCAAGGCCCUUUAUCUGUGGCACCGCCUGCAGCUGCAUUCCGCUAUGGGUGGAGAGGACAUGUCUGUGGCUGGGCUAUGCAAACUCUCUCAUUAACCCUUUUAUAUAUGCCUUCUUCAACCGGGACCUGAGGACCACCUACCGGAGCCUACUCCAGUGCCAAUACCGGAAUAUCAAUCGGAAGCUCUCUGCGGCAGGCAUGCACGAGGCCCUGAAACUUGCUGAGAGGCCGGAGAAAGCCGAGUUUGUGCUACAAAACUCUGACCACUGUAGGAAAAAAGUUCAUGAUACAUGAUCCAGAGUGGAGUACUGAAGACAAACAGUGCAAAGCAGGUGGAAACAAGGAAAUUAUUGGCUGAGACUUCAAAACGGAACGUGGCUUCUGUCUUCUUGGCAUGGCUGAAAUGGAAUGGGGUGAUCUGUUGUACAAAGUGUAUUUUGGGGGAGAUGGCGACCUCACCCUUUUUUCCCUGUGGAUCAGUGAUAUUGUGUUUAAGUGAAAAUAGUUCUCAGUGUCAGACAGCCAUCCCGGCAGUAAGCACACUAACAGAGCUGGGUUCCGGGAGGGAAGCAGUUUCUGGUGCUUUCCACAAGUCCACAUCCACGUGAGUGGGGGAAAAUCCUAACGCACAAUUUCCAUGCUUCCAGUCUAGGCUUCUUGGUAACUCUUCAGGAAUCAUUCAUGAGACAGAGUACAUUCUGUGGUCUGACAGAAGGGUGUCUUUCCAAGCAAACUGCAGUAAGCAUAGUGUUGAAUGUGUUGCAUGUCCAUGUUAGAAAACAAAAACUUGUCAUCAGCUAAUACAAAUGAUUCCUCAGAGCAGUGUCUGUCCAGAGCUUUUGUCAAAUACUUUGGCUUUUCUGCAGGGUCCCUGUGAUUUCCUACCAGUGUAUGUCCACUGUUAAACCCCUUAUCAUUGUGGUGUAACUCAGGAACAGAUCUCAGGCUGGAGAAAGGCAGAAAACCUGAAUAAAGCUUUUCUUUGCACUCACACUCCUGAAGGCUCCUGGGAGAGGAUGGUAACUAGAGAAGAGUGAGUGCCACCUAACUGCAUUGUAUAUUAACAUGAUUCUUGGCAUGUUGUUUAUUCUCAUCUUCUACAAGGGGGCAAGGAGCCCACAGGGCUGGUCUAUAACUGUGUGUCAUGAGGAAGGAGUGUGGCGAUAGUAUAUCCAUGAAUGGUUGCGGUGCUUCUGGAGACAGCGUAAACAUGUUCAUCCAACUGGACUGUGUGAAGCAGAGGUCACCUGGACCCCUGUUGUGAAUACUCUAGAACAUCAUUCUGUUUCAUGUAGAGACUUCGUCUCUGUGUUCUCUGUAUCUUAAAUCAAAUGUGUGCCUGAUGAAUUCUGUCCUUUAAACCCCUCCCUUCAAUAAAAAUGGUCAACACUAAGGACAGGUAAGGAGACAGAAAGGGUUCCUUUGUGGAUAGCAUCCUUUAAUACUACACUAUGUGUGGGUGAAGGGGAUGGAAGGGAAUAGAUCAGAAGAGUAUCUAUGUCUACAAGGGGGAAAUGAAUGCAUACCUUUAUUUAAUAAAAAGAGAAUUGAAAGAGAAUAUUAUUUUCCUAUAAUUAAGGAGGCCGUCCUUUUACAGGAUACAAGGAGUUCCAACAUGGAUUAUGGACUUCUUCCAGCUGUCACUGAUGUUGUUUAUUAUGAGAUACAGGGAAGGGCCCCUUUCCUGUGAAGGGGAAGUAGGCAUUGUCCUUUCAGACAAAGUGUGUACAAAUUCCUGAGCUGCAGAUUUGCUAGAGUGACCAUAUAUACUUAUGUUCAUAAUUUAAAUAACAAUGAUGUCAGAUACAUGUUGUUAAAUUUGAAAAUGUUUUAUUACAUUACAUCAAAUAAAGGAUAUUUGUAGCUGUAAUAAAGAAACAAAAGUAAUUGUUUUGAAUAAAAGAUCUGAUGUCAUACAUGUUACUCUACAAAGAAUGGUGGGGGCAUACUCUGUGUUUUUGCUUGCUAAAACCCUAACAGGUAGCUGGGAGUGCUGGUGCACACCUGUAAUCUUAACACACAAGAUGUAGAGGCAGGAGGAACUGAAGACAGUCUGAGUUUACAUCUAGAGACACCAUAUAAAAACAACAACAAAACCUAACAAAUAAUUGAGUUUUGUACUAAAUUACAUUUCAAUGUAGGAAUUUAUCCACUUAGU